UACACGAAAUCGCAGGUUCUCGUGGAAAAAUCAAAGAUAAAAAAUAUCGAUAGAGAAUAAAAGGACGACUUAUUAUCGUAGUUUAUAGGUUUGAACGAUGCCAAAAAAGUGUUUGAUACGUGAUGCUGUUCCCGAUGAUUGCCCAGCUGUUUUACAGUUGAUUAAGGAUCUUGCUGCAUUUGAAGAAAAACCAGAAUCAGUUGUCGAAAUAACUCCUGAAAUUAUAGAACAUGAUUGUUUUGGCAAGGAUAAGUGGUGUUAUUGUCUGGUUGCUGAGGAGGAGACAGAAGAUGAAACAAAGAAAAUAGUUGGCUAUGCGAUGUUCAACCAUGCUUAUUCUACAUGGAAGGGUCGCAUGUUGUAUUUAGAGGAUAUAUAUGUUGCACCUAGUGCAAGAAAGAAGGGUAUAGGAAUGGCUUUCCUCACCAAAUUAUCAAAGAUAGCAGUAGAGAAGAAGUGUAACAAGAUCAGAUGGUGCGUAAUUGACUGGAAUCAACAAGCUAUUGAUUUUUACAAAUAUAUAGGGGCUGAGGUAGAAGAGGAGUGGAAGCAGGUACAACUGGGAAACAGUGCUAUGCUUAAAUUAGCCAAUAGAACUCUUCCUGAUUCGUAAAACUACCGAGUGUUUCUUGAUGACAGACUGUAGUAAGUAAAGUCACUGUACCACACAGGACAUUGUUCACAUUUCGAAAAAAUUUCACUCUUUUUUGUUAUGUAGGACACUGUUUUGACCCAGAAUACGAACAAUACGAUGUUUACACGAUGGCCUCAUUGACCUAUACUACCAGACUACCUUGCACACUUUCUUUUGUUCAGUUAAUUAGCACAACUGAAUUGUCUUACUAUUCUCAUGAGGGAAUACAAAUUUAAAUAAGAAAGAAAAUUCGCGAAGCAUCUUGGUAGUGGUAGUAAAAAGACGCCAUCAUGCAAACGUCCUAUUCUAUGAAGGAGAUUUUCUUCCGUUUUUAUUAAAAUGUCAUAUAAUGCUAUAAAUAGCUGACA
Actinia tenebrosa (Australian red waratah sea anemone) is the source of this 1002-nucleotide messenger RNA. Its product is annotated as thialysine N-epsilon-acetyltransferase. The record is from RefSeq and is a predicted model, not a curated record. Gene Ontology annotation, molecular function: N-acetyltransferase activity. NCBI's taxonomy places the organism in Eukaryota, Metazoa, Cnidaria, Anthozoa, Actiniaria, Actiniidae.